UUCAAAAAAUUGUGUCACUCCCAAGUUGAGAACCCAACUCUCAGGACGUUGUGAUGUCAUGAAUAGGCUCAUUAGAAUAGACUGCUAUAGCAUGGGAGAGGGGUGUGUUUGAUAUUGUCAGCCACGCCUCCCUGCUUAUGACACGGAGAGGGCGGUGCUUAGUCUUCCACCGAGUUCCAGCAGCUCGAGAGGCGCCGCGGUGGUUUCAGCAGAUGAUCGCGGCGGACCGGUGGGGUCGACGAGCCCUUCCAUCUCCGCUGGUGUCAGUGCGCUUGUUGUUUUUUCUUUGUUUUCGACUCUGGUGACGUUUUUUGUUGCACUUCACGGACAAGUUUUAAGCUGAAGCGAGGAUACCUGGGAGCCGCCCGGAGAGCCGAUACUAUGCCGGGAUCUGGCGGCGCUGCCGCGGCCAAAAGUUUACCACAAGUCGGGCUACAUUCACACCAUCGGCGUUAACAUGGCGGAGCGCAGCGGCUGCGAUGUCCUCAGCAUCCCCGUGCCCAUGCGGCGCGGCGGCUCCGAGUCCAACCUGGACGUGGUGGACAGUGCGGGACACGUCGGCGUGGGCCUGGACUUCAGCAAGGGGGCGCUGGGCAUCGACAGCCUGCAGCAGAAGAUCCUCAAGGUGACGGAGCAGAUCAAGGUGGAGCAGACGGCUCGUGACGAGAACGUGGCCGAGUACCUGAAGCUGGUGAACAACGCCGACAAGCAGCAGGUGGCGCGGAUCCGCCAGGUGUUCGAGAAGAAGAACCAAAAGUCGGCCCACUCCAUCGCCCGGCUGCAGAGGAAGCUGGAGCAGUACCACCGCCGCAUGAAAGACGGCGAGGCCAACGGCAGGCACGCCCACCACAAGGACGCCGCCAAGGAGUCCGGGGGCCACAGCAAGGAGGGCAGCCUGAAGGACGUCAGCUCCUCAGGCCGACACCCGGCCCUGGACAAAGUCAAGACCAUCGGGCCGGGCGUCUCGCUCUCCCCGCCGUUCUUCUUCAACAAGUCCCGCGGCUUCGCCAACCUCAUCCGGAACAAGUACGGCAGCGCCGACAACAUCGCUCACCUCAAGAGCAUGGAGGCGGGGUCGGGGCUGCAGGCGGAGGGCGGGGCCCGGGGCCUGAGCGGCAGCGCCACCACCGUCGCCAAGGCCGGAAAGUACCACAGCGACGACGAGUGCUCCACCGGGACGUCGGCCUCCGCCGACUCCAACGGCAACCCGGCCGGGGGCUCGGCGGCAGGCUCGGGGGGCGCCGCCCGCUCGGACGCCAAUGGGCGACUGGGGGAGGUUCUGGAGAUGGUGCGUGAGGUCCGAGACGCUCAGGCCCAGCUGGCGGAGGACAUCGAGACCUUGAAUGCGCAGUUCAAACGAGACUACGGGUACUUCUCUCAGGUGAUGCAGGAGGAGAGAUACAGGUAUGAGCGACUUGAGGACCAGUUGAACGACCUGACGGAGCUCCACCAGCAUGAGACCAGCAACCUGAAGCAGGAGCUGGCCAGCAUCGAGGAGAAGGUGGCCUACCAGGCCUACGAGAGGGCCCGGGACAUCCAGGAGGUCCUGGAGUCGUGUCAGACCCGGGUGUCCAAGCUGGAGCUCCAGCAGCAGCAGCAACAGCAAACGGUCCAGCUGGAGAACGCCGACGCCAAGGUCCUCCUGGGGAAGUCCAUCAACAUCAUGCUGGCCAUCGCCACCGUCAUCCUGGUGUGCGUGUCCACCGCCGCCAAGUUCGCCGCCCCGCUGCUGCGUAGCCGCCUCCACCUGGCCCUCACCUGUGUGGGCGUGUCCUUCCUGGCGCUGCUGUGGAAGAACUGGGAACACUUGCAGUGCAGCCUGGAGCGGAUGCUGCUCCCGCACUGACUGACUGACUGGGGGGCACCAUUGUGGGCGGGGUCGGGGGGUUUACACGUAGCCUUACACCAGCACUUGUCGCUUGCAUCCCAGGAAGAACCUCCACAAACGCGGAUCCAACAAAGCUGAAGACCACGACGCUGCCUUCGGGGUGCAUGGGUAAAGACAACAUGGCGACAUGUUUUUUUUUUAUUGUCUUUUAUUUUGGAGAGCUUAUUUCCUGUCCUGAAAGGGUUUGCCGCGCCGCUGCUGAACACACGACUCCAUGAGUUUUACAUCCUGAUGUUUCUCUGCUCUUCUCACGUGCGUCCACCGUCCGUCUGCUUGUCGACGACUCUGAAGAUUUAUUUUGACAUUUUGGGAAACAUAUUUCAUGUGACCGUUGAUUACAGCGAUGGAGGCGCUUCUUCUACGCUCCUCGUGGAAACUCACUCUUGGUAUGAGUCAGUCACUCUAGUGAAUCUCGAGUCACUCACACCCAUGAGUCAGUAAAACUCCAGUUUUUGUCGAGUACUUGUCAGUCAUUGAAAUCGAUUGAAUCCCCGUGAGUCUGUAAAACCCGAGUCUUCAUGGAGCACCUGUGAGUUGAGUCUUUGAGUACCCGUGCAUUCGCGACACUCCAGUCUUCUACGAGUGCUGUUAAAUCAGUAAAACGCCAGUCUUGUUCGAGUGCCUGUGAGUCAGUAAAACUCCAGUCUUAAAGCGAGCAUCCGAGACUCAAGUGAGUACUCGUUGAGUACUCGUGAAUCAGUGAAACUCCAGUCGUUGAGUACCAAUGAGUCACACAAAUUCCAGGUCUUGUUGAGUACUUGUGAGUCGGUAAAUCCUCUUCGGCCAGCUUCCAUGAGUCAGUAAAGCUUGAGUCUUUGUCGAGCACCCGUGAGUCAGUGAAAUUCGAGUCUUGGGUGAGUACCGGUGAGUCAGUAAAAUUCAAGUCAUCAUUGAGUACCUUCCUCGUUGAGUUCUUGUGAGUCGGUGAAAUUCAAGUCUUUGUUGAGUACCUGUGAGUUGGUAAAAUGUCCUUCUUUGUCCGGUACCCGUGAGUCAUUAAAACUCGGGUCUUGGAGGACCUGUGAGUCGGUAAAAUGUCCUUCUUUGUCCGGUACCCGUGAGUCAUUAAAACUCGGGUCUUGGAGUACCUGUGAGUCGGUAAAAUGUCCUUCUUUGUCCGGUACCCGUGAGUCAUUAAAACUCGGGUCUUGGAGUACCUGUGAGUCGGUAAAAUGUCCUUCUUUAUCAAGUGCUGGUGAUUCAGUACAAUUCUGUCUUCGUCGAGUACACGAGAAACUUGAGUUAUGGAGUACCCGUGAGCCUUUGAUGACCACUCGUGAGUUAUUGAAAGUUGUGUCUUCGAGUACUUGUAAGGUGUGAUACUCCAAUAUUCGUCGAGUACCCAUUUAAUACUUUGAGUCUGUAAAGUCAAGUCUUCGAGUACCAAGUCGGUACUAAGCCGCUAACUGCGGAAGAAUGGCAUUUAAAGUCAAGGUGUGUUUCCCAAAUACUCAAAAUACUCUUUGUACAUGAAAGUUUGUGUACUGUUGUACUAAUUUGACACUUUUUCAGUGUUUUAGGGAACGUUUUAUGGUUUGCUGUUAAGAUCUGUGAGCGUUUAGUUUUUAGAGAAUCCUCAUGAACUGCCUUCUCUUGAACGGAUGCGGUGCUGCGUUCCAGCGCAGUAGGAACAACGGCAUAGUCUGAUGGUUGAAAGCAUUCCCAGCUGUGGAGGUUUAUAUCUUUAAUUCCCAACUAUUCCUCCGAGCCGUCUUUGCACUCUUGACUUGAAGAAAGUCAUUUUCGCGGCUGGCGGGAUGAAGAUUUGUUUUAGUGGCCUUCACCGCUUGAGUGGCGCCUGUUUUCCCCAUGCGACCUGAAAGCAGCACGGCUGGAUGGACAGAAGGGGACUGUAGCGCUCUAACCAGGCAUCACUGUGACGACUGACCUUCUCCAAUGCAGCUUCUCUUCUUUUUUUGUCCCUUCUAUAAGCCAAAUAUCAAUUCCAAAGGCACUUUAGCCCCUCUAUACGUAACACUACAAUUACUUUCACUGUAACGUUUGUAACAGCUGUCUCGUGUCUGCAUGUAAGCAUGCUUUUUUAAGGAGAAAAUAAAUGCUUGUUUUCUUAAUACUCUUAAUGUAUGUUUUUAUUAUUACAGACUGCUGUGCAUGCGUCUGGAAUUUGAAUUAAAUGACAACUACACCCCUGAA
Molecule: messenger RNA, 4042 nt
Organism: Doryrhamphus excisus (bluestripe pipefish)
Lineage: Eukaryota; Metazoa; Chordata; Actinopteri; Syngnathiformes; Syngnathidae
Gene: tmcc3
Product: transmembrane and coiled-coil domain family 3
Cellular component (GO): endomembrane system
Source: RefSeq, a predicted model, not a curated record